AGGUAUAAGCUCCUUGAUUCGUUCAUGAAGCUAUUUUUAUGUCCAUGCGCCUGCGCAUUUCAUUUUUUAGCUCAACUUAUGAAUAAUUCAUGCACCAUAGCGUUCCCAUGUACGGAAAAAAUAUUCGCAUCCGGCCGGCCGCGCCGGCCAGCUGUGUAGAUUGCCGGGACUGUUAGUUAAAAUCGGUUGACUCCAACGUUUCUCACACCAUUCACACCGUUUCUCCCAUUCUUCAAAGUGAUUUUCACCACGAUUCCUGGGUCUAACAAGCAACAUGAGAUUCAGAUUUUGUGGAGAUUUGGACUGCCCCGAUUGGGUGCUUGCAGAGAUCAGCAUUCUGAGUAAAAUAACGUCGGUUAAAAUGAAGCUUCUAUGCAUCCAAGUUAUCAAAGAUCUUCUUGGGGAUAGCAUUGAUUUUGAAAAAGUUUACAAGUUAACAGCAGAUGCAAAGUAUGAAUCAAGUGAUGUGAAAGCCAGUAUUGCUGCUCUAUCAUUCAUCUUGUCAAGUGCUGCUAAAUACAAUGUUGAUGGAGAAUCCCUCUCAAAUGAAUUACAACAGUUAGGCUUACCAAAAGAACAUUCAGCGGCUCUGAGUAGGUCAUAUGGAGACAAAAGAGAGAAGAUGCAAGAGACUUUUAGAUCAAGAAGCUUGAGAUUAUCCAAGUUCGAUUCUGUAGACUGGAGAGUAGAUUAUAUCCUCGGUUCAAGCGAGAUUGAGACAAUCAAUGAGCCUAAUUUACAACUCAGACUUAAUCUAAGAGAUACAGAUACAAAUUCUAUCAAUGCCACUUCUUUCUCCAUUUCUUCUGAAAAAUUUAGAACCCUACUAAGUGAACUUCAGCAAACUUUAAAACUCAUGGAUGGCUUAUCAUAGCUGAGAUGAAGUUACUCACCGGCUACACUCUAUUUUAUUAUAAAGCAUUAUAAAUUACUAGAUGACAAGUGGAAUCUAAUCAAAUGAUUGGUUUUGCUCAUGUGUGUCCAGGUAAUUGUUUUGCCUAGCAAGUACAUUAACCUAUGACUGGUGGUGAGCGGUCAUAAUGAAAGUCUGAUGACCGGUUAUUGUUUUGAGAUGAGGAUGGUUUAUCAAACAACAAGGAUAUCCUUAAAUCAGUAUCUUGUAAAGGCCACUGCACACCUUACGACUGCUCGCCUUCCGAUUUUGGAACAAAUCUCAUUUUGCUCAUUUUCUGAAAAUGU
Molecule: messenger RNA, 1200 nt
Organism: Lytechinus variegatus (green sea urchin)
Lineage: Eukaryota; Metazoa; Echinodermata; Echinoidea; Temnopleuroida; Toxopneustidae
Gene: commd4
Product: COMM domain-containing protein 4-like
Exons: 8
Coding region: 275-874 (199 amino acids)
Source: RefSeq, a predicted model, not a curated record